AUGAGGCCGAGCGGACGGGCGCUGCGAUCGCUGGCCGCCAAGGCGUCGGCGUCCGCGUCGGUCUUCCGCGCCGUCGACUCGGCGCCGCCGCUCGAGAUCUUCAGCGUGGUGGCGGGCUUCGCGCGCGACACCCACCCCAGCAAGGUCGACCUCGGCAUCGGCGCUUAUCGCACCAAUGAGGGACAGCCUUGGGUGAUGCCCUGGGUGCAGCGAAUUGAGCAGCUUAUGGGUCAAGACAAGACAAGAAACCAUGAGUACUUGACAUUCCUGGGCUGUGACACAUUCAGCCAAGCAGCAACUGCCCUGUUGUUGGGACCAGAAAGUGAUGUUGUGAGGCAGGGAAAGGCCUUUGGCAUACAGAGCCUCGGGGGAACGGGAUGUGUACGUAUUGGAUCUGAAUUCUUAUCCAGAGUACUGAAUUACAAUACUGCCUACAUUCCUGCACAAACUUGGGAUAACCAUCACAGAGUUAUGUCUCGAAGUGGAUUCACACACUUGAAGGAGUACAGGUAUUGGCAUCCUCUGAAUAAGGCACUAGAUUUUGAGGGUCUAACUGAAGACUUGUCAUCUGCUCCCAAAUAUUCUGUGGUGGUGUUACAUCCAUGUGCCCACAAUCCUACUGGCUGUGAUCCAACACAAGAACAAUGGGAUAGGAUUGCUGACAUUAUUCAGGAAAGAAAACUCUUUCCAUUUUUUGACACAGCCUACCAAGGCCUGGCUUCAGGUGAUGUUGACCAAGAUGCAUGGGCUGUUCGUCAUUUUGUUAAAAGGGAACUUGAAUUGUUUUGUGCUCAAUCUUUCUCCAAGUCCUGUGGAUUGUAUGGUGAACGAAUUGGCAACUUAACAGUAGUUUUGCAUGAUCCAGAUCAGAUUGAGAAGAUGAGAUCACAGUUUCGUAUUAUUGUGAGAGCCCUGUACUGCAGUCCUCCAAGACAUGGUGCACAGAUCGUUUCCACAAUGCUUCAAGACCCAAAUAUGCAGGAGGAAUGGCGAGCAUGCUUAAGGGAAAUGGCUGGCCGAAUCCGAGACAUGAGACACAGUCUGAGACAGAAACUUGAAGGAAUGAAAACACCAGGCACCUGGGAGCACAUAACUAAACAAGUGGGGAUGUUUUCAUUCACAGGUCUUACAGAACACCAAGUUCAGUACAUGAAGGAAAAGCACCACAUAUACAUGUUAAGCAGUGGAAGAGCCAACAUGUGUGGACUCAACAACAAAAAUCUGGAUUAUGUUGCAAGUGCUAUCCAUGAUACAGUGACACAGAUAAAAUAAAGGUAGAAAUUCAACACUCAUCCAAGAGCGAACUGUGUUGUUUUGAGUUACAGUGAUUGUUCCUUUUUAAUGUGAAUGGUGACCAGUCUGCCUGUUACAUGUGUAUUGCUCUCAAGUAAAUUUGUUAUGGAAACACGUUUAUUAAUAUAGCUGUGCUAUCAAAUCAAA
Messenger RNA from Schistocerca piceifrons (Central American locust), 1440 nucleotides. RefSeq names its product aspartate aminotransferase, cytoplasmic-like. Bases 1 to 1272 code for a protein of 423 amino acids. Gene Ontology annotation, molecular function: L-aspartate:2-oxoglutarate transaminase activity; pyridoxal phosphate binding. Gene Ontology annotation, cellular component: cytosol. The transcript is spliced from 8 exons. The record is from RefSeq and is a predicted model, not a curated record. Lineage: Eukaryota; Metazoa; Arthropoda; Insecta; Orthoptera; Acrididae. Gene Ontology annotation, biological process: L-aspartate biosynthetic process.